AUGAACCCAUCGGACACCCCCGCCUCCUCGCCAACCAGGUCAAUAACUCAGUCCUCACCCGGAGCAUCUGUCGAUUCAUGCAGUCAGUCCACCACUCCAUUCCUGCACAACCUGACCCAGCGUCUGCGCAAAGGAUCAAACGCCAGUUCCCAAAGUUCAGAUCUGCCUCCGCCACCCGACCCAGUGACUAAAACCGAGUCUACUCGAGCUGCUCGACGGACGCUUCUAUCUAUCGUAAAAGAUGAUUGGGAAUAUCCUUCCACAGCUGUCAAAGAAAACCCGCAAAUUCCUCAUCGAGAACCAAUCUCAUACCGCCUGCGGGAAGAAUCACAAUCUGACCUCGAGGCCGAAGAGGUCUUCUCCAGACGCUGCACCAAAGUCGACCCAUAUAAGUUUGAAGACCCCGAUGCCGUGGGCAAUGUGAUUGCGGAGCGCAAGAGAAAGCGCCGCAGACUGUUGGAAGAAGAAAUGCAAUGGAACGAAGGGCUCAGAAUUUGGUCAGAACGACGAGAUGCUUGGACGAGGGCUGUCAAACAUAGACCUCGCGAAGACCAAGCAUCGCCACACUCCCCUUCUUCCUCUUCAAAGCGCCCCUCACAUAAAUCUCGCCUCUCUCGCUCCCUUUUCCCGGAGCGCAACACUCUCCAAUCCACCGAUAGCUCAAAUAGCUGGCCUGCUUCCCCAACCUCACCGACCCCAGAGUCCUCAUCUAUCGACAGCAUUGAAUCCACCUCGUCCGGUGAACUCGGCCCUUGGCUACCCAUAUAUCCCCCCCUACUCCCCCCGGACGACACACUCCGCGACCGCAUCAAACCAGCCGCGUAUCCAACCAUCUACAGCAAAAUUGUGGUCCAGUCUAUGACGCCCAACGUACCGAUCCCGCUGACACACAUGAUCCCCGCGCUGGUCGAAGGCUGGAAGGCCGAGGGCAAUUGGCCACCUCAGCCGACGGCGAUCUCAGCCGCUGACGCGAAAAAGGGCCGUCGCUCCUCCGCUUUCUCCAAGUGGCGGAAAGAGCAUCACCACGAUACCAAGGCCGCGGAGCUCGCCACGGGCAACGAAGAUGGCAAGUCCAGAGUGAAGCGCAGUAUAGGCAUGAUGCGCCGUGUGCUCGGUGGCAUGCCGAGCAAUGGCCUUGAUGAGCUGGGUAUUGAGUUCUGCGAGCAAGAUGAAGACGAAAUGGAGAGAAAUGUCUUAUUGAACAAGGGUCUUAUCACACAUUAG
Rhinocladiella mackenziei CBS 650.93 is the source of this 1224-nucleotide messenger RNA. RefSeq lists its product as uncharacterized. The record is from RefSeq and is a predicted model, not a curated record. Lineage: Eukaryota; Fungi; Ascomycota; Eurotiomycetes; Chaetothyriales; Herpotrichiellaceae. Bases 1 to 1224 code for a protein of 407 amino acids. The transcript has a single exon.